Molecule: messenger RNA, 2885 nt
Organism: Limulus polyphemus (Atlantic horseshoe crab)
Lineage: Eukaryota; Metazoa; Arthropoda; Merostomata; Xiphosura; Limulidae
Product: cationic amino acid transporter 2-like
Exons: 15
Coding region: 284-2176 (630 amino acids)
Biological process (GO): transmembrane transport; amino acid transport
Cellular component (GO): plasma membrane
Molecular function (GO): amino acid transmembrane transporter activity
Source: RefSeq, a predicted model, not a curated record
CCGUUGCUACGCCACUGCUGAAAAUAGUAAGAAAUUAGAAAUACUUAUCUCCACCAAAGCUACACAUUAAAAAUCAAUAGUUCUAUAGUUCAUUAAAUCACUAUUAGCAUGAAUAAAAUCUAUGUAGCAUUCAUCAUGAAUCCUUUAGCCAAGUAAACUCCCAAGAAAUGAUGUAUUUGCCAAGGAUUACUAAUCAGUAUGCAAGAGGUUUACAAAAAAUGGAAGUUUCUGCUUCAAAAGAUAAUAAAUCCAUGUUGAGAAAAAAAGCUCAUCCAGAACCAUCAUGUCUGUAAAGAAAUUCUUCAAAGCAUUGAUUCGACGUAAACAACUGGACUUCGGGGCUUUGACAGACACUAAUCUAAAUCGUUGCCUGUCUACUUUAGAUUUAACAGCCUUAGGUAUUGGAAGCACUCUUGGUUUGGGAAUAUAUGUACUGGCUGGACAGGUAGCCAGCACCAAGGCUGGUCCGGCUGUAACUCUAUCAUUUUUUAUUGCCGCUGUGGCGUCAGUUUUUGCAGGAUUGUCCUAUGCUGAGUUUGGAGCCAGAGUUCCUAAGACUGGUUCAGCAUACGUAUACAGCUAUGUCACAGUGGGAGAAUUUAUGGCAUUCGUGAUUGGUUGGAACUUAAUUCUAGAGUAUGUAAUAGGCACAGCAUCAGUGGCUCGUGGUUACAGUGGUUACAUCGAUUCUUUAACCAACGGAACCAUCGAACGAACACUAAUAGAGCUGCUCCCUAUAAACAAUACAGGAAUCUCUGCUUAUCCAGAUUUUCUAGCUCUAGGAAUUACACUGUUGUUAACAGUCAUGUUAGCAGUCGGUGUCAAGGAGUCAUCUAGAUUCAAUAAUGUAUUUACUGUCCUGAACUUAGCUGUUGUUCUGUUUGCUGUCAUAGCUGGAGGCUUCAAAGCUGACAUAACAAACUGGAAGUUGUCCAAAGAAGAGGUUCCGGAUGACGCAGGUGAAGGUGGGUUUUUUCCUUUUGGCUUUUCUGGCAUGAUGCAGGGGGCUGCUACCUGCUUUUACGGCUUUAUUGGAUUUGAUGUGAUAGCAACAACAGGUGAAGAAGUGAAGAACCCACAGAGAGCUAUUCCUAUUAGCAUCGUCUUAUCUUUGCUAUUUAUUUUCUUUGCUUACUUUGGCGUAUCUUCAGUCCAGACUCUAAUGUGGCCUUAUUGGGACCAAGACCAAGCUGCUCCCCUUCCGUACGUGUUUCAGAUGGUGGGUUUGCCCUGGGCAAGAUGGGUGAUAGCGAUCGGAGCUCUAGCUGGUCUCUCUACAAGUCUUCUAGGUGCCAUGUUUCCCUUGCCUCGAAUCUUCUACGCCAUGGCCAGCGACGGCGUCAUCUUUCGAACAUUAGCCAAAAUAAACCCUAGACUUAAAACGCCUCUCUUGGCAACAGGAGUGUCUGGAGUACUCUCUGGUGUUAUGGCAAUGAUGUUUGAUAUCAAGGAACUCGCCGAUAUGAUGUCAAUUGGGACACUUUUGGCUUACUCAUUAGUGGCACUCUCAGUUUUAAUACUAAGAUAUCAGAAAGAUCCUACAGAUUCCAAUGAAAUGAGCACAGAUACAAACGCACACCAAAAAGAAAAGUCGGCUACAUUUGAACAAGUUUUAAGACAAUUUAUAAACUUAAAUAGGAUUGACAAACCCACAGCACUGUCUUCGAGAAUUAGUCUAGGACUAAUUUUAUCAACGGGUGUCGUAAUAGUCAUUCUGGAUUCACUGCUGAUAACCUACGAAAAUGACAUCAUUAACCAAAAAGUAAAAAGUAUCACUAUUGUAGCGUGUGUCGCUUUUUGUGGAAUUUUACCAAUUUUUGCUCUAUGGAAUCAACCUUCUAAUCAAAAAAAGGUCUCCUUCAAGGUACCCCUAGUUCCGUUCUUACCAUUUCUCAGUAUUUUUGUAAACAUAUACUUGAUGUUUAAACUGUCAAAAAUCACGUGGAUUCGUUUUGCUGUCUGGAUGAGUAUAGGCUUAGUUAUAUAUUUUGGAUACGGUAUAUGGAAUAGUAACGAGCGUACACGUGCUCAUAGAUCUUCUGUCUCUAAAGCUUGCUCUACAGCUCAGCUACAGAACUCAUUUGAAAGCUGGAGGGAAGAUGUAGAUUCUGGCAGUUCAGUUAGACAAGAAAUGGAAAUUCCCAAAAUAGAGCAGGAGAAUGUCAGUAAAUUAUAAGUUCAGCAUUAUUUAAAUUCAUAUUUUUAAAUAAAAAUAACAGUUUAUCAAACUUUCUAUCAGUAUCUCCUGUUCCUAAUCCUGGUAACUUGCAUUCAUUGUAACACUACAAAUAUCCUGUACUCAAAACAUUCAAAAAAUGAAGGGCACCAAAAAGUGUUCGAAAAAGUACAUGUAAGUGAGAAAGCUCAGUAUGCAUAUGAAACAUUUUGUCUUCUUAAUGCUAAAGAGUUCUGUUGUUAGUUUAAAUGGAGAAAAAAAAAGUUUUAUAUUAUAAACGUGUUUUAUUGUUUAUGUACAAUAGAUGGCGAUCAUAUCGUUAUACGCUCAACUGCUGGUAUUUUUAAUAAUUUCCUUAGUGGUUACAUAAUUAAGAGUUAUAAUAUAAAGAAUAAAUAUGCUAACGUUUCAUUGUGUCUUGAGACAUUAUAUAAAGUGCCAAUGUAUCAGAAAGUUUUGUAUUGUUUUUCGUAAAUAUAUAUAUAUAUAUAUAUUCUUCAAACAUUACUAUGUACAUCCAGUGUUGCUAUAAGUCUGAGUUCUGUUAUGGUUAAUAAAUCUUGAAAGUUGUAACAGCCCGGCGUAGUAGACCGAAAACUUUGCCUUUUGGAUCUUUCGUUAGAUUAUGUUGUAACAGUAAGUUGUAUAAUAUUUUAUUAUUAAUAUUGUAUUUCCAUUGUCGAACAGUAAAUAAAACAUUGUCGUAACU